AGGUGAGCGAGGGCGGGAGGGGCUUGGCUGCGCUGGUUGGAAGAACCGCGACUUUGAGGGUUCGGUGGAGUCUUUCUUUGCUCCAGAAGGAUAAUCAGAAUGCAGACUCCAGUAGCUCUUCUGGCUUCACCAGCUCUGUUCCGCUGUUGUUCUCGAAUUCUAACUAGGCCAGCUUCCCUAUCUUUAUUGAGCAGGCCAGAGACUCAGACUGUGCAGCCUUUUGACUUUUCCACCCGUCAGCUGACCCAUCGGGAAUUCCAAACCAGUGCUGUCUCCCGUGAUAUUGAUACAGCUGCUAAGUUCAUUGGUGCUGGUGCUGCUACGGUGGGAGUAGCUGGCUCAGGAGCUGGGAUUGGAACAGUGUUUGGCAGCUUAAUCAUUGGUUAUGCCAGGAACCCAUCCCUCAAGCAGCAGCUGUUUUCUUACGCUAUCCUCGGUUUUGCCCUUUCAGAAGCCAUGGGGCUCUUCUGUUUGAUGGUGGCAUUCCUCAUUUUAUUUGCCAUGUAAAAAGCUUUGGAACCACCCUGCAGCUGCUGUCCUCUCAGUUUAAGCCUGCUUCCCUCACUGGGGUGUUAGAAAUCUAAACAAACUUUAAAUAAAAUACAAUUCAAGUUUU
This is a messenger RNA of Python bivittatus (Burmese python), 616 nucleotides long. It is a transcript of the gene ATP5MC1, whose product is annotated as ATP synthase membrane subunit c locus 1. Gene Ontology annotation, molecular function: proton transmembrane transporter activity. The record is from RefSeq and is a predicted model, not a curated record. NCBI's taxonomy places the organism in Eukaryota, Metazoa, Chordata, Lepidosauria, Squamata, Pythonidae. Gene Ontology annotation, biological process: proton transmembrane transport; proton motive force-driven ATP synthesis.